Haemorhous mexicanus (house finch) is the source of this 1346-nucleotide messenger RNA. RefSeq names its product acrosin-like. The coding region runs from base 147 to 1172 and encodes 341 amino acids. Gene Ontology annotation, biological process: proteolysis; acrosome reaction. The record is from RefSeq and is a predicted model, not a curated record. The transcript is spliced from 4 exons. NCBI's taxonomy places the organism in Eukaryota, Metazoa, Chordata, Aves, Passeriformes, Fringillidae. Gene Ontology annotation, molecular function: serine-type endopeptidase activity.
UGAAAGAUGCCCCUCGGGGUUGUGUGGCCCUGCUGCCGCUCAGCACCAGGUGGGACUUUCAGCCUGAGCAGUAGCAGAGCAGUAGCAGCCACUGAGCAGGGCAGUGAUGGCUUUGUGCUUCCAGAGGGACCUGCGGGCUCCGGCCCAUGGCCUCUGACCACAGCACUGCUGUUCUCGACUACAACUCUGUGACUUCUGCUGAUGACACGUCCCAUGUGGGUGGCACCGGUGUCCAGCCAGGGGCCUGGCCCGGCAUCGUCAGCAUCCAGGCCACCUGGGAGAACGGCACGUGGCACAUGUGCACGGGUGUCCUCCUCAGCUCCCAGUGGGUCCUCACGGUCGCACACUGCUUCGCCAGGGCCGGGGGCAUCUCCAUGUGGGACGUGGUGAUAGGGGCCUCAGAUCUGAGACAGCCAGGCCCCGAGGCUGUGGUGAGACGCAUCCAGAGGCUCCUGGUGCACCAGCACUACGUGGCUGCCACGGCCAGGAACGACAUCGCCCUGGUGGAGCUGAACCAGCCCGUGGAGUGCAGCGACUACAUCCAGCUGGGCUGUGUGCCCGACGCCUCGCUCAGGGUCUCAGAGCUGAAAUCCUGCUACAUCGCCGGCUGGAACUUUGCCAGAACUCAGGGAACAGGCAUGGUGCUGCAGGAGUCCAAGGUCCACCUCAUGGACACGGAGCUCUGCAACAGCAGCCCAUGGUAUGCAGGGGCCGUUCAUGCUGACAACCUGUGUGCUGGCUACCCACAGGGUGGUAUUGACACAUGCAAGGGGGACAGUGGGGGUCCCCUCGUCUGCAAGGACAAUGAAGCCGACUACUACUGGCUGGUGGGCUUGAACAGCUGGGGAAGAGGUUGUGACAGAGCCAGGCACCCCGGGAUCUACACCUCCACUCAGCACUUCUACAACUGGAUCCUGCUCCAGACGGGCCUGAGCCCCGCAGAAAGAGCUGGUCCAGCACCGGAGCCAGUUGUCACCUUGGCCCCUGAGGAGGAGCCUGAGGAACCAGAGGAACCAGAAGAACACAUCAACUUGACCCCUGAGUACAGCCAGAGACCAGCAGUGACAUCCUCAGGCACGUCACUGUCCAUGGCAUUCCCACACCAGAUCCUGGUGCAUUUCUGGAAUCUGGUGCAGGAGUUCCUGCAGUUUCGGAAGGACAAAAAAGCCUGAGCAGCAGGAUGAGCAGGAUCCAGGGCUACCUACAGUGGAUCAUGGCAGCUCCUGCUGGGCCAAAGGUAGUCUUGGGGCCAGAGGCUUCUCUGUCCUGCCCAUGCUGCUGUGCUGCAGCCACAGCGAUGCUGAUGUGACUGAGGCAUUGAAGUAAAGUUUCUGUGUUCACCAUUA